AUGCCCAUGCCAACUGGAAUUCGCGGCUCUAUCAAGUCUACAAAAACAUCAAAGUCCAUUAAAGUCAAUUCUCAUGAGAUUCCUGAUCUUGAAGAAAGAAGGGAUUCGAGAACAAGCCCCGAGCGAAAAUCAUCCGUCGGCGUUAUGGAUUUCUUCAACAAGGAAAAACGACAUAGCAUUGGCUUGGGAGGAAAGGGAUCCAAUACUCCAGCCAAAGGCAGCCCUAAGAACAGCCCCAAACUUGCUCCAACAAAGCCUGCCAAGUUGGCCAUCGACAUGGAAUCGCCGCCUCUCGUCUUCUACGGCAAUCCGAACCAGUCAACCGGUGCCCUCCUUUCCGGCCAACUCCUCCUCACAGUCACCGACCCUGGGAUCAAGCUCCAGAAUUUUCAAAUGACCCUCAUCGCACGGGUCACAAACAAGAGACCCAUCACCAAAGACUGUCCCAACUGUCAGGUGAAAGACACCGAUCUUUUUACCUGGAAAUUCCUCACCGAGCCCACUCACUACAAGCCCGGCAUCCACACCUUCCCCUUCUCUUAUCUGCUGCCAGGCCACCUGCCCGCUACCUCCCACGGUGAGCUUGGACACAUAGACUACGUUCUGGACGGCCGUGCCGUCUGCGCCGUGUCCGAUACCAUCACUGUCUCCCGUACCCUGACAGUCCAACGCGCACUGCCAGGCAGCGACAAAAUCUCCGUCCGCGUCUUUCCUCCUACGAAUUUGAACGUGAAGGUAGUUAUACCUAGCGUCAUCCACCCAAUCGGCGAAUUCGCCGUUCAGAUGAGCAUGACUGGUAUCAUAGACAAUAGCUUGAAGAACAUUCAGAGGCGCUGGCGCAUCAGACGUAUGAACUGGAAGAUAGAAGAGAAUAGCAAGAUCAUCAGCCCCGCUUGUCCCAAGCAUACGAACAAAGUGGGCGGCGAGGGCAAGGGUAUACUACAUGAAGACACACGCUCGAUUGGUGGCGAUGAAAUGAAGGAUGGAUGGAAAACGGAUUACGAUACGCAGGGCGGUGAAAUUACCCUGGAAUUCAUGGCCGCUAUCAGACCCAGCUCUCAGCCCGUCUGCGAUGUCGAUUCGCCUACUGGUCUUACCGUACAUCAUAACCUCGUCCUCGAAAUCAUCGUCGCGGAAGAGCAGACGACGGGCAAAAGUACCAAGGGUGCUAUGCCGACCGGCUCGGCGAGGGUGCUGCGGAUGCAGUUCAAGACUACGGUCACAGAGAGGGCUGGUAUGGGAAUCAGCUGGGACGAGGAGAUGCCGCCUAUAUACGAGGACGUGCCCUCGAGUCCACCAGUUUACGCUGGGAUGGAGGACUUUGUGGGCGAUUUGCCCGCGGAUGAAUCGUUGGAGCAUAUGCAGCGCUGA
Letharia lupina is the source of this 1371-nucleotide messenger RNA. RefSeq lists its product as uncharacterized. Gene Ontology annotation, biological process: ubiquitin-dependent endocytosis. Gene Ontology annotation, molecular function: ubiquitin protein ligase binding; protein-macromolecule adaptor activity. Lineage: Eukaryota; Fungi; Ascomycota; Lecanoromycetes; Lecanorales; Parmeliaceae. The record is from RefSeq and is a predicted model, not a curated record. The coding region runs from base 1 to 1371 and encodes 456 amino acids. The transcript has a single exon. Gene Ontology annotation, cellular component: plasma membrane; cytoplasm; cytosol.